Messenger RNA from Odocoileus virginianus texanus, 1414 nucleotides. The record is from RefSeq and is a predicted model, not a curated record. Lineage: Eukaryota; Metazoa; Chordata; Mammalia; Artiodactyla; Cervidae.
AUGGUGCGCCUGUAUUUCUCUGGAGGCUCCCGGAUGGCAGCUCUGACAGUGAUGCUAAUGGUGCUGAGCCCUCCUCUGGCCUGGGCCAGGGAGAUCCGACCACAUUUCCUGGAGUAUCAUAAGGCCGAGUGUCAUUUCUCCAACGGGACGCAGCGGGUGCGGUUCCUGGACAGAUACAUCUAUAACCAGGAAGAGUACGUGCGCUUCGACAGCGACGUGGGCGAGUACCGGGCGGUGACAGAGCUGGGGCGGCCGGACGCCGAGGACUGGAACAGCCGGAAGGAGCUCCUGGAGCAGAGGCGGGCCGAGGUGGACACGUACUGCAGACACAACUACGGGGUUAUUGAGAGUUUCACUGUGCAGCGGCGAGAAAACUGGUUUCUUUUCUCAGGGGCACGAUCUGACUCUGCUCAGAGCAAGAUGAUGAGUGGAGUUGGCGGUUUUGUUCUGGGUCUGCUCUUCCUUGCAGUGGGGCUCUUCAUCUACUUCAAGAAUCAGAAAGGACGCCCUACACUUCAGCCAACAGGGCUCCUGAGCUAAAGUGAAGAUGGUCACACUCAAGGAAGAACCUUCUGUCCCAACUUCUUCACAGUGUGAAAAGGUUUCCUGCUUAGCGCUAACUCUUCCACAAUGAAGUACUUUCUCAGGAUCUUGUUUGCUCCUGGCUCAGUGACCCGGUAGAAACUGUCCACCUUGAUGGCUUUCUCAGUCACCCCUACCCCCCUGCCCUCAGCCUUUGACCUGGGAGUUCUCAAUACUGAUUCCAGUACCAUAUGUUCUUUCUUCCUUGGUUCCCUUUGUUUUCAACUUCUACUAUUUCCUGUGCAUCUGAGCUCAUCUUCUGUUCAUUUCACUUUAUAAUGUGUUCCUUCAAAUAAAUACAGAGUGAAAAUCAUCUGCUUCAUACAUCUUCAAAGAAAGAAGUCAAAGAAAAGAUAAAGGGAAGACUACAUCACACCACAAUAACGUUUUUAUUUAUAUUCCUGAAUUUUGGUCACCUGUGGAUCUAGAAAGUUUCCUUUCUUCCUUUAUUUUUCUCUUGGGUUUUCUGCAUUCUGUUAUUAGACAUGUUUUCCUGAGCUAGCCCUUAAUGAAUCCAUUUUCCUGAGAAAGCCCUUAAAGAACCCAUUUCAUGAUGGUCCCCUACAUCUCUGCAUUUUCAAAGACAAGUUUCUUUACACUAUUGUAUACAGAAUUGGGACAACAAAUGUAAGAAACGCAGGUAACUUGUAAGGAUGUGAUGCCCUCAAUAUUUUUGUAAUCAUUCUCUUUUUGUCUCUUUUUCACUGAUCUUUUUAAAAAGAGAGUUAUAUAACCUAGGGUACUUCUUGAACUAUUUUUUUGUUAGACUGAUAGUGGGCUAUAAUGCUUCAAUCUUUUUCUGUCCUUCCAAUAAACAUCAUUGAUGUGCUGA